UCAAAAGUCCUUUUCAUCAAAUUUGUUUUAGGCUUCGAGGACCACCUCAGUAUGUAGUUUUUGUUAAAUUAUAUUUAUAAGAAUUUGAGAUUUUAAAGUGGAAGUCAAGUCCGUAUGUAAACAAACAGUUUGUUUACAUUUUGAACUGCUGUAUUUUUUUAAAAUAUGAUGUACUGUCUGAGAAUAUCUAACACCAUUUUGGGGCUAUGCUUCUAAGGCUUCUAAAUGAAUAUGAAAUAGUAAGAGUUUAUGUUUAGAAAAAUUCGAAACAUUCGAAUGAAUUUGGGCAAUGUUUACAUUAAUAGGCGCAGAACGGACUUGACUGUUCCGGUUCAGUGUGUCGACUAAGGGAGUGGUCAUUAUUUAUGGGGAGGGGGGGUUGGGAAAUGGGGAAAAUAAGGAUUGAAAACUUUUUUGACCCCCCCCCCUCCAGACUGAAGGCAAACUUUUUGUGCCUCCCCCCUCAUAAAAGUAGAAACUUUUCUGACCCCCCCCCAGUGUGGAUUGAAAAAUUAACAGCAAUGAAACAGGUGUGCGUUGCAGGUAAAGUUAGAUAUUAGGACAAUCUGUUUAAUCUAGCUCAUGAUGUUUUACCCUGGUGAAUAUGAUUCAACCAUAUAUGAUUAAAAAAUAUAUAUUAUGUGUUACUACUUUGCAAUGCAACAUUUGUCCUACCAUAACCCUAACCCAUGACCCGUCUUCAUACAGCGAAAUGAUUUGAACACAGGUUUUUUUUAAGAACUUGUCUGGGGGGUGGGCAUCUACAAAAAGGGACCAUACUAUAUUGAGUGUGGAGAGAUGACAGAUGGUUGUUGGUGACAAAAAGUUUGGUGUGGUAUCGUAUGUACUAGUAGGGGGGUCUGGGGGUAUUCUCCCCCAGAAAAUUUUUUUAUUUUUCCACCCCUAGAAUUGAAAUGUGAGCAUUUUCCUCUGAGCAUUUUCUGAAACAGAUUUUUGGAUAUACAGCGUUACAUUGUGCGUUGAUAGACCGAAUCUGAUCAGUUAAGUGUACUUGCAUGGUAUGUUUAUGUAAAUACCACAACUGGGUCACUCAGGAGGUAGAAAGCUUGUUAAACUUAGUGGGCUCAACGGUCGCUCGGCGCCACCAUGGUUGGCGCCGAGCAGGGAAAUUUUGAACAUUUUGAGUCUCUAGAUCGUUGGAAAUAGCAUUUUCAGAGUCUUCUUUUUUGCUAUUUGUGAUUAUAGAAAUCAAAAACUUUUAUGACCCCCCUUUCUCUGUGUUAAAACUUUUUUGAUUCCCCCUAUUUAUAAGGGUAAAACUUCGUUUGCCCCCCCCCCUCCCAUUUCCCAACCCCCUCCCCCCCUCCCCAUAAAUAAUGACCACUCCCUAAAUACGAGAUGGACAUUUGGAACUUGCCUAAAUACGAGAUGGACAUUUGGAACUUGGAAACUGGUAUAUAGAAUGAAACCAAGAAAAUAUAUAACAUUUUGAUUUGACAUCCAUCUAUAUGAGUGCGUAUAUACGUCUCAGUUUUUUUAUAGUAUAGUCUAUACGAAUUAAACAUCGACGUUUUCCAGUCCAACCGUAUAUCGUACCGAAGCUGCGUAGCGUGUAUUUCCUUGUUUUGCUUGGGUGGAACCACGGUUAGUCGGUGGAACUGACUAGACAUACAUACAUACACACACAUACUGACUUUAGACUUAGUCACGCUAGCCUCAACAACUAAUUACAACUGUUUCAUGAAGCUUCCCAAAAAGACCCUGGGUACGAGGAUGCAUAGCGGGUGGGAAAGGGUAUUUUCGUGAGGCGUGAAUGGUCAAUAUUUGUUUGCGUGAAAUGCUUGAUUUUAGUGUCGUGAAAUGUGAUUUGUUCUACAUAACAUGAGUUCCAUUAUCGUUAAUAAUACAGAAAGAAAUUGAAAGAAAACAAUUAAAGCAAGUCUUGCAUUUUCGGUUCAGUUUUGAACCGAGCCAUAAUCAGUGUUUCCACUCCCAAAAAAAUAAUUUCCUUCUUCAUAACAAUUCUUCAUAACCCGAAAUUUCCUUUUUUUCCACAAAAUUUCCUUCCAAAAAUCUCUAAAUAUCCUUCCAUUUUUCCUUCAAAAUUUUUAUCAAAAUUGACAGAUUUACUUGGUAAUUAACAUCUAAUUCUAGUAUUGAAACACAUUAUAUUAAUUUAUAGCAGAUAACUCUGUAAUUUGCCGGUUAAAAUUAGCUUAUCUUCCCCCCUGGGGGACAAAAAGUAUAAUAAUCGGGGGCUACUUGCUGUGGGUGCGAAAAGGGAUUCCAUAACUGUUUCUUUCAUCUCUCCCCUCUGGACACACACACACACACAAGAAAUCCGUAGGGUCUUUCCUGCCCACGCUAAGUAGCCCACCCCAAGUAGAGUCUGAGAAAUAACUGCCUGGGUAUGAGGUUUGGUUGAGGGCCCCCUAUACUUUUUGCGUGAAGCGUGAAGGGCUUAUUUACUUAGCCGUGAAACGUGAUCGGGCCCCCUUUCUUAAUCCGUGACUCGUGAAAAGGCAAAAUAUUUUUACGUGAAAGCAUAUUGUGAAGAGGUAUAGGGGGCCCUCUUGGUUGUUAUUUCAAUAUAGCGAUUCUGGGAUCCUGUGCUAGAUACAUUUAAGCUUAAGCUUAUUUAUUCACGGUAGCCUUUCAGAAGUCUGUUUUUCAAAGGGCCGUGCACACUUACUAUAAAUUAUUAUAAAAAAUAUUAAAAUUAUUAAAUAUAAAACAAUCAUGCAUAAUAUACCUAUUUACAUAAACGUAUGGUUUGGCAGGAUGACCUCCCAAUUCAAAAACAAAAGCAAUCUAUUAGUCUUUUAAAAGAACUGAUGGAAGUUUCAGGUAUUUCUGUAAUUGGAAGUUUUUCCAUGAAAUUUGGUUCCAUGAAACUGCUCCUCUAUAGGAGAAGCUUCGUUUUAAAAAAUUCGUCUUAGAUUUUGGUAGGUAAAGCUUUUGAUGAUUAUUUCGUAGCUGGUAGGUUUGGUUAACGGAGACAUGAAACAUCUGUGUUAAGUAUUCUGGAGCCGUACCCCUAAGUGCUUUAAAUGUCAUCACUAAUUCUCGCUUUUUUAGUAUUGAUUGUAUUUUUGUCCAUUUAAGCAUUUGAAAAAUUUCAGAAGAUCGUUCUUCUAAGCCCGAUCUGGUAAUGACCCGUGCUGCACGCUUUUGCAAUUUGAGCAUUUUUUUGGCGUGCAUUUUAUUACCAUCAUACCAUAUAGUUGAACAAUAGUUGAAAUAAGGGAGUACAAAUGAUUUAUACAUCAUCUGUUGUGUUGCUUGAGGUACGUAAGGUUUCACUUUUCGUAACAUAGCUAUAGAACAAGAAAUCUUUUUAGUUUGUCAGUUUUCAACACGUUUUGUCUAUUGUAUUUUAUCGUCUAUUUCGAAGCCUAAGACUUUCUCUUGUAAACCCGUUUGAUUAUAUGAUCUCUAAUUUUAAUAAUAGGGUCAUUUCUGAUCUGUUUUAAGCGCUUUCCUGAGCCGAUUAGCAUAUACUCGGUUUUUUCUUCAUUUAAUGUUAAUUUGUUUGCAUCUAACCAAGUUUUAACGUUUUGGAUUUCCACCCCCAGUUUGUAUUCAAUUUCAAAAGAAGACUCUCCAGUUGCAGUUAAGCUUGUAUCAUCAGCAAACAUGGCGGGUUCAGUUAUUUCUAAACUAUUUGGCAGAUCAUUUAUAUAAAUUGUAAACAGGAGUGGCCCAAGGUUAGAUCCUUGUGGAAUGCCGCAUGUAAUAUUUUGGAAGGUUGAUAGCGAGUUAUUCACUUUGCAAAUUUGUUUCCUAUUACUAAGAUAUGACCGAAACCAUGACAGUGCUAAUCCACAGUUGCCAACUUUGCGCUAAUACAUAGUUGCCAACUUUGGAAGAAAGCAACGCUAAUGCAUAGUUGCCAACUUUGGAAAAAAACAUCCGUGAGAUCUCGCUUUGGGGGCUCACGAGGCGCCACCAUGGUUGGCGCCGAGCGGAAAAUUUUGAAAAUAUGGAGUCUCUAGAUCGUUGGAAAUGGCAUUUUCAGAGUCUUCUUUUGCACAAAAUUGUAUGAAAAUUGCCUUAUUCUUAGAAAUUAUGAGAUAAAAUAGAAUUUCCUUCUCAUUUCCCUCCUUAUAACAAUAUUUCCUCCCAAUUUCCUUCCAAACACUAUUUCCUUCCAAAUUUCCUUCCAAAGGCCAAAAUUUCCUUCCAAGUGGAAACGCUGCCGAGAUUUUCCGAAGUUAACAACUGUCUCUCUUUCUCGCUCCGCCUCUCCGUGCUACGUCAUGUAUAUAAUGUACACUACAGUGGAUCGAUACUAUAUGACAAUGACAGAUAGACUGGAGCAAGUCUAACAGCUGUGAGGCGUGAUUGCCGAUAAAAAUGCUCCGUGAAAUGAGAAUUAAGGAUGUCCGUUCCGUGAACUGUGAUUUUGCUUUGUUUAUUUCGAUCUAUUUUAUAAUAGUCAUAAUAUUAAAACAUGAUACGCGAUAAUCAAUUUAUAUGAUCUCACUCGAUUGCACAAGAGUAAAAACUUCGGAGGCCUUUCGGAGGUCGUCGUAUAUGCUCGUCACUCAAACUUGUAACCUAAGUUAUGAUGUAGUUUUUAACUGACAAUUAGAGAAGUGAGAGAACUUAAAGCGUAGAUACUGUACCAUGCAUUAAAUAAACCUAUUAUUAUUAGAAUCUAGUUUUCCGUGAAAUUGCUUUUUUAAGACACGUGAAUCGUGAAAUGGCUUUUUUUUUUCGUUGUGCCCCCCGCCGGUGUGGCCAUUAAGAAUGUUAUACGUAAAAACUGAUUUUAAGUAGUUGCGUCUUACAUCAUAGGUUGCUGCAGAAAUUACUCUUGCAGCGCGAUUUUGAUAUUUUGCAGCAUUUUGAUAUCUUUGAGUCCAGUUCCGCCAAAGUUAGUAGAAAUACUAUUAAUUAACUAUGGUUCCAGCGGGAUGCAAUAGUCAAAAUAAGUUUGCAUAAUGCAUGGCAUUAUGAGCAUUUUUAGUAUCAGUAUGAUCGGAAAAAAAUGAAAAAUGCUACGCUAACCGAUUACACCUUGAUUUUUUCAGUAUUUAUCUGUCUAAUUUCCAAUAUUUAUACCAGCUCAGGUUGUCCCAGACGUGAAAGACGUCUUCUACCGAAUAUAAUUAUGUAAACAUAUAGCCUGCACACAGCCUCGAUCAAACGAUGUCAUGAAACUGUGCGCGGAAAAUACAUAAAAGGCUUCUCACUUCAACCAACAUUGCGUUGAUACAGGCUACAUAUUGAAAAUAAAUUAGCGACAUUUGACACGAACUCUGUCUGAGUUGUGACAGAGAGAUGAAGAAGGUAGACUAAACAAUAAUGAAAUUUCGACAGCGAAAUAAUAAUUCUGAAAAUAUAUAAUUCUGAAUAAACACUUUACUGAAGACCUUCUUUAAGAGAGGCAGUCAACUUUAUCAUGGUUUAAUGCUACGUCAUACAGUUAAGUCAUGGACGCUGAUGGAGCGCUGGCUCAUGCCAAGUGGUAGUUUUACUGAUUAAUUCUAGAAUAUUAUCAAUUUCCGAAAGGUAUGGUAUUCUAUGAAGCUUCGAUCUAAUGUCGGGUAAACUCUAGCCUGCGAAAACAGCGCGCCUCUAUUUUGCUGCUCCUAUUAAUAUAACGUCGCAGCAGCAGCAAAGUAGAGGCUGCCGUUCGCAGGCCGUAGGUAUAAACUCAGUCUCAGCUGACGCUUCAAAAAGCGUAAAACGUUUUGGAAUGUUCAUUAACUAAUACCAAAAUUAAGUAGAAAACAGUAAUCACACUGAAAAAUUCAUGAUUACAUGAAGCAACAAAUACAUGCAAUCAAAGCAAACUGUACUUAACGCGGUUCCCGUCAUAUAUAUCUCUUCUAAGUCUAGCUUAAUUCUUAUGAUUUCUAAAGUAAAAUUGAAAAAAGUAAUCACAUUUUAUUUUAACUUCCCAUGCAUAUAUUUUCAAAAUCCUCCUUAUGUCACUCCUGCCUGCAGACAGUGACUUGGGGAUAUAGAUCAGCCUGGGGAAUGAUUAAUGUUGUUUUCUGUUAAUUUAAUUAAGGAUAAGUGUAUCCGAUCAUGCAGCAAGAAACGGUAAUUAUAAAUUUCAGUACACCACUGAAUAAAUACAGCUGCCACACGAUAUGGCGCAGUCAUCGACGUUCGAAUAUAUAUAACUAUAUGAAGCCAAAUAUAUGUAGAUCCAUCAGACAAGGAAUGUAUACAUGAUAUACAUACUAUUAACGUUUGAUGAACUUUAUCAUCGUAUUAUAAAUAGUACUUAUGGUCUGGUCAUACAAUAAUUAUAUGGAGGAAAUUGUGAAUAUGAACUUCGAUGAUCAAAGGGCGGAUUUUACAAUCGAGACAACUGAUGUUGAAAAGAUCUGAAGGUGCACAAAUCAUGCAGCUAGUAUCACAGUUCAUGGUCAAGACCUAGCCGCCUAUAUGAUUACGAUUAUAGUUAUACAGAGUGUUUUAAGAGUGCGUAUAUCAUAUUACACACAUAUAUAUAUAUAUAUAUAUGCAUAAUAGCCAUAGGCGUUGUUUUUCUUGACAAGAAGAGUGCUCAAUUCUAUAAUUUAACAACUAUCGUUACACAGUGUUUCAUGCCUUUAGGACUUUAGGCAAUCAUCAGACGACAGAUUACAUUCAAUUAUUGAAUAUUGUUCUCUAUUUAUAGUCUACAAUGCACACGGGCAAUAUAUAUAUAUAUAUAUAUAUAUAUAUAUAUAUAUAUAUAUAUAUAUAUAUAUAUAUAUAUAUAUAUAUAUAUAUAUAUAUAUAUAGUUCAUAAUUUCCAGUCUUCAAUCCGUCCUAUGACGACUGUUCUUGUUGUCCAUGACGCAUUCACUCGAGAACAUUUCAUCUUUCUGUGAUUUAUAACAUUUCAUGCGCUCGUGUGCGUUCAAUAUUGAGGAUUGAGUGUAUACAGAUUUCAUUUUUCAUACUUAGAAAGAUAAUUAGGGUUUUAGCUUUAGAAUAAUACCCUUCUUGUAUCAUUCUAAGCAAAAUUGACCAAAUACGAGCCGAUUAAAAAUUGUGUCGAAAUCACGUAUUUUCAUCUACAUCAAUCAAGUCAGUACAUAACAAAAGGAAAAGCAAUUAUAUUAAUCACUAAUUGUCUUGCCAAACAAAAAGCCUUAAACAGAAGUGACAACACAGGCUUUUUUAAUUAAAAUUAAUGAAUUUUCGUUCCAAAAGGAAUUUAUUUUGCAUCAAUUCCCGCCAACGGUGGAAAAUGCGAUAUUUUCGAUCGGCAAUUUUUAAUCGGGCGAUUCGUAUUUGGUCAUUUACCUUUAUGUCAGUGAUACAAAAAGCCCUCGGCAUACAUGCAUGUAUAAAUAAGGGUAUAUAUUAAACCUCGUAGUAAACGUUCGUUGUUCGAAAAUGGCUCUUCGAUCAAAACGCGGUUUUAGUGAGAAAAAUUGUUGGUUUAUUGUUUCUAUAUAGGCUAUCAUCUUUUAAUGUGUGUUUUGUUGUAUCAGAGAGAUUUACCAAAUUACCAGUCUGGUAGAUAACACUUGACGUCUCGGGCUUAAAUAACCAUGCCAUGCAUUUAUAGGGGCCACCAUGCAUGCAGUCUAACAUGCAACAUUCGGCGGUUGCAUGGAUGCAUCACUGUUAGGUCAUGAUUAAACCGCGGCUAUGCUUAUAAUAUAUAUAUGCUGGUAAUGUUGGCUAUAAUAUUACAGCAUUCAUAGAUCUGGUAGAACACCAUGACUAAUUUAUUCAAUAUUUUCAUCCAAACAUAAAUUAGUGUAUAAAACUGCGCCAAAGCCGGCGCCAAUAUUAAAGACGAUCCUAUAUGCGGUGUAACAAUGUUGGACUACAUAUGCAUGCAUGUCAGCAUGUGUAUUGAAUAUUCUCGAGAAGUUACUGAUGUGUAUGCACAGACUGAGAAUAUUCUGCCUACAAACAUGUAUAUUUUCUGCCAUUUCUAGGCCAAAGACAAAGUAUGGAAAAACAUGUUCCUUGCCAACGAAAGAAACAAUGUUGCUGCCUACGACUCAAGUUCUCUCUAUGUCAGUCUAUUUUUGGCAUCAUAUUAGUAAUCCUUGGUGUUGUUUUAAGACCAGUGAUUGACCAAGUCUUUAGAGAUAAAAUUGACGAAAAUUUAGUGUUAAAACCCGGCUCACCUACAUACAAGCCAUGGGUAAAAUCAACUGUACCAAUUUACGCAAAAUAUUAUUUCUUUCACAUCGUGAAUCCAGACGAAGUAAAGAAAGGAGCUAAACCAGUUUUAGAGGAAAGAGGUCCAUAUACCUGCAUAGUGCAUACACAGAAAUUCAAUAUUACAUGGCAGCAUAGCAAUGCAACUGUCUCUUAUGAUGAAAGAACGUGGUAUAUCAGUGAUAGUGCAUCGUCGUGCGGUGAGUCGUGUGAUCCAUUUAAUGAUGAAAUAACAACAAUUAAUAUACCACUAAUGACAGUUGCUGCAAUAUUAAAAAAUUAUCCAGAUUUCUUGCAUUGGAAAAGGCUCGUUAGUGGUAUUUUGAAUAACUUUAAUGAACAAUUAUUCAUUACUCGCAAGGUUCAUGACUUACUAUGGGGAUACAAGGAUCCUCUUCUGGCCGAAAUGAGUAAACUUAGGGAAGAAAUACCUGGACUCAAAAACUUCAUUCCACCUUUAAGUUCCACAGUAUUUCUUCAGCCUAAUAAUACACUCCAAGGCCGUACUGUUGUACACACUGGGGCGAAGGACAUUCAGAAUUUAGAACAAUGGAAAAGCUGGAAGGAUAAAGACCAUGUUGGUCUCUGGUUGACAAAAUACGCCAACAUGUUAAAUGGUACGGAUGGUAGACAAUUUGCUCCCAGGGUAAAAAAGAGCGACAAAAUUUAUAUAUUUGUUAUCCAAUUAUGUCGAUCAUUGUAUAUAACCUACGAUCGUGAGCUAAAAGACCAAGAUAUUGAUGUUUAUCUGUUUGCAAUUCCUCAAGAAUUAUUUCUUAAUGGCUCAGUUAAUCCUGAUAAUGCCGCAUUUUAUCCUAAUGGAUUUCUUCCGACCGGCAUUCUGGACCCUCGAAAGUGUCAAGGUGGGGGAGUCCUAUCCCCGGUAUUUAUCUCCGCACCGCAUUUUUAUCUCGGAGAUCCAAGCUUGGUAGAUGGGGUUGUUGGCGUCAAACCAAAUAAGGAGAAACACCAAUUUUCGUUUGAUGUUGAACCAAAUAUGGGUGUUAUUACUUCAAAUGAUAUCAGACUGCAAGUGAAUGUUCUGAUUGAAUCGGUUAAAGAUAUAACUGAAACCGCUUCAGUACGCAAAGUUUAUGUACCAGUCAUGUGGUUUCAGGAAUCAGCCACGUUAGAUUCAGACACUACAGCCUUAUUUCGCAAUGAUAUCAUUAUCCCAAUGGAGAUUUUUCAUGAUGUUGAAAUAGCUCUAAUAUGUCUAGGAGCGUUACUUGUGUUAAUAGCUAUGAUUAUAUUUUGUCGCACUAUAAACAGUAAAACUAGAAGACCAGCGAUAUGUUGCUGUAACAAUGAAGAACGAUUGCCGCUUAUUAAUGCUGAAAAACUAAAUGAUAAUGACGUAAUGGAAGUGAAGAAAAAUUAAUGAUUUAGGUGACGAAACAGCCUCGUACAUAUCUAAUCGCGCUAAGCGACUAUAUAGAGAUCAGUGGCUAAGCUGAGCGCGCGCGCAGGGGUGCUUGGGGAGGACGCGACGGAAGAAGCGUCCUCCCCAAGCACCCAUGCGCGCUCGCCCUGAUCUCUAAAUAGUAGCUUAGCGCGAUUAUAUAUUUUUUCUCUAAAGCGCCUGGGUACGAGGCUGGUGACAAAAGGAUAUACAAUAAUUUAGUCCACACGCACUCUAAUACAACACUGUAAGUCAAAAUUUCCUGGUUAAUUAAACUAAAAAUUUGUGGG
This is a messenger RNA of Paramuricea clavata, 9783 nucleotides long. The record is from the annotation of a GenBank genome assembly. NCBI's taxonomy places the organism in Eukaryota, Metazoa, Cnidaria, Anthozoa, Malacalcyonacea, Plexauridae.